CGAGCGACGCUCUCACAUCGGCACACCGUGAUGGACACCGCUCUGGUGACACCCGAGGAGUGGGCAGCGUUCGAGCUCAAGGCGGCCGGCUGGAAGCCCGUUUACAACCCGCCGCAGAUCGGCUCGAGCUGCUCCGCGAGGCUCGCGCGCUGUGUGAUCAACUCUAGCUGCCUGUGCGUCGGUCCCUGCUGCCGCGCCGCCUUUGACCUGCCUUGCUGCUGCCCCACGGACAGCUUUCGGCUCACAAAGCCGGAGGCGGCCUUCGGAAGAAUGCUCGAGCGCGCUUCAACAAAGCGCCGGACCGCCUACGAUGGCGUCUGGUGGAUGGAGGACAACGUCGCAGGCGAGGGCCUGCUGACCCUGCAGGAUGCAGAGUGGUUCUCGGACUCACUGUUCUUCAAGACGGCCGGGUACAACUGGACCGUCGACAGCUGCAGCACCGGCGUCGCGCUCGUGCGGCGUCUGGCUCACCCUUUGGUGGGACUGCGUGACAGGAGGGAGGCACACGUUCGAGGUGUCGCCGUCGGGGCGCUGGAUCAUGAUUGUCGCCUCCGGCGACCAGAUAAAGGGAGCCAACUGGAUCUACGAGGGCGACGUGGUCGUCGGCGCGGACGGUGCACCGCUGCCGGAAGGCGCUGCGUGGAGCGAGACUUGCCGAGAUAUGGAGAUAUGGCAGAGAGAGGAGAGAGAGGAGAGCGGGCUACCCCGCCCCCCCCCGCCAGGCGAGGCCGGCGGCGUGCAGCUCACCCCGAUGUACGAGAGGCUCAAGGCCGCGGUCUACAACCAGUGCACCUGCGCCUUCUCGCCCACAGACGGCUCGAGCUUCAUCCUCGCCGCGCAGGCGAACCGGUUCGGACCCGCGCCGCCCCCGCCCGAGCGCAUGGCUCGCUGA
This is a messenger RNA of Emiliania huxleyi CCMP1516, 892 nucleotides long. RefSeq lists its product as hypothetical. The record is from RefSeq and is a predicted model, not a curated record. The transcript is spliced from 7 exons. NCBI's taxonomy places the organism in Eukaryota, Haptophyta, Isochrysidales, Noelaerhabdaceae. The annotation marks the transcript as partial.